Messenger RNA from Lichtheimia ornata, 1323 nucleotides. RefSeq lists its product as uncharacterized. The record is from RefSeq and is a predicted model, not a curated record. Gene Ontology annotation, molecular function: DNA binding. The coding region runs from base 1 to 1323 and encodes 440 amino acids. NCBI's taxonomy places the organism in Eukaryota, Fungi, Mucoromycota, Mucoromycetes, Mucorales, Lichtheimiaceae. The transcript is spliced from 3 exons.
AUGGCAAACAAUACCGUUGCUGGGACGACUUUUCAGGGCUACAUUGAAACCACUCGCGACUCACUUUUAAUCUUUGAGGCAUGCAAACGAGGACUUUUACCUCGUGUGAAUCGUCGUCUUCAAGAAAAGGAGCGGCAACUUGUUCAAAGCGGUGCCGUCUUUUGCUUUGAUGAAAACGAGAGCGGCAUCAAACGUUGGACUGAUGGGCUAGUGUGGAGCCCUUCAAGGAUUCUCGGCAACUUUCUUGUAUAUCGCGAACUUGACAAGCGAUGCCCACAAGGCGAUGAAUUAACUCGAGGUGGCUGUCAGAACAUCUCGGAGCGACAAAGAGAGCGAGCCCUUGUUGGAUCGUUAACGAAUAGCUACCGAUUCAAAAAAGAUGGCUUGAUCAAGAAAAGCAUGUCAUUGAUCGUCGAUGGGGUACAACAGCACCUGGUCAGCUAUUACAACAAAGAUGAUGUGUUAAACAAUCGGCUGCAGACGCCGUCCCAUGUGCCGGCAUUAGCGGCUCUUGACAUUUCACCAGAGCUACUAUUGCACCAAAACUUUCGAAUUCCUAUUCUUGUCACUGACAUGGAAGCUGCACCCAAAAUGCCACCUCGACUCACACCACCACCUACACCACCAGCACCAUCCACGAGUAGUAGCAGAAAAGAAGAUGUAUUUGAAUUGAAUAUGGAACGUUCUACUCUACGACUUAAACGGCGGUGGAUCAAGAGUCAACAACGACGUAACAGUGAAUCAUCAUCAUCCACAUCAUCACGAACCUCGAUCAUGCGUGCUUCUCCUUCAUCAACAUUGACGCCUGCACCUGAUGGAUGUAUUUGUGGUCGGAGCAAAGCAGCACAGCAACAGCAGCAGCAACAGCAACAGCAACGUAAAGGCAGCUCGGCAUCGUCAUCGUCUCUUGGCAACAACCCCACAGCACAACCAUCACGGUUACCACCACCUUCAGCAGAUCCAUUUGCACUUUUGCUUUCACCCUCUCACCAUAGCAACACCAAUAGCACAGCAACAGCACCAGCACCAGUAGCAACUAUGACAACGCCAGCACCAGCACCCGAUACGAGUUUGCGUAUGCACCAACAUCAUCAUCAUCAUUCGACAUCACACUAUGGUAGUGGCACUCCUUUCUUCAUGACAGGCUUCAGCGACCGGCAAGACCAGAAUCCACACCAACAUUUGUUUUCAUCCACUUCGUUGCAUGCUGUCAACCAUUCAGCUGUUCCCAUGCUUGGCAAUGAGGUCGCCGCGAAUGCGUUCAUGGCCGAUCCAAACUACUUUUUGGGCCUUGGCUGGAACGAAUUUGAAAUGCAAAUGUAG